ACGCUUAGUCUGCUGGAGUUCGCCAGAGGGGCAAGGACACUUUUGAAAACUUGUAAACAUAUUGCUCUAUAGGUAGUUUUUUCUUUCAUUUCUUACUAUUAUUGAAUGUAAGUGUUAUAUAAAUGUUUAAAGAUAUAUAGAACCUUUUGGCAAAUUUCACAAUAAGUUGACAACACAUGAAUACUGUUAUAUAUGGAUAUAUGUCUUAUUUUUCUCCAUUUUAACAUUUACAGACGGAGAAGAUUUAUACUAUUUCAAAGUUUUUGAACACAAUUUCUCAAAGAAGCAGGAAAUACUCUUUCUUAUUUUAAUGUUGCCAUAUUUGAGCUUACAUAAAAGGCUACCUAAAGAUACAGAAAAAUUGAGAAACAACGAUAUUGCACAGUUAAAAAAGGAUUAUAGAAGAUACACACAGGACAAGAAGCAUUCCCAUACUAUUCUUGUUGAUGUUCCAACUCCGAUUCAACCAAUUAAGGAAACAAGAAUACUCCAACCAUCCUUCACAACAUCACCUACAAUUGAGUCAGUUUCUCAACAUAAUAUGAGAGGUCGUUAUGCAAAAAAAUCACUAAGGGCUAGAUCAACAUCAGAACUAUCUGAUGCAUUUAAUUUUCAUGAAUCAGUAAUAGAAAACAAGGCUAACCGUAGUUUUGAUACAAUGUCUACUACCGACGAGAUGGAAAAGGAAUUUUUUUCUAAAACUACUUUAGUCACUAAAAGAAAUUCUCUGCCAAUUUCUAAUAAUAAUAAACUGAUUGAAAAUCGAAAAGUAAAAUCUUUGGAUGACAAUACUACUUCGCAAAUAAAUAUUAGAGAUCGCACAAGAAGAAGAAAUUUUCAACCCUUCCCUCAGAAAAGUUUAAAUGCUGAUGUCUUAAGAAACGGUAUUAAACUGGGUUUGUAUAGAUCAGACAUACUAACAUCAGCUACUAAAGGAAUGAAUCAUUGAAUUGAUCGAUAUUUAAGUAUAAACAGAUUGGGGUAAGCGUUCACUAUUGCAUACUUCAAAAAGAAACCUACAUCAGCUUAACAGACUUGAAAUCAAUAGAAAUAUAUAAAUAAAAGUAGAUCUAUUUGUGAAAAAUUACCCCUAUUGAAAACAAAAUGAAGAUAUUGAUAGAAUAAGAGAAAAUUUUCGUUUUGUCAUUUUUCUAAAUACCGGUUUAUUCUUCCUUUUUGCUAUGUAG
Dimorphilus gyrociliatus is the source of this 1187-nucleotide messenger RNA. The record is from the annotation of a GenBank genome assembly. Lineage: Eukaryota; Metazoa; Annelida; Polychaeta; Dinophilidae.